Messenger RNA from Fomitopsis serialis, 1617 nucleotides. Its product is annotated as VHS domain-containing protein. Gene Ontology annotation, cellular component: trans-Golgi network. Gene Ontology annotation, biological process: Golgi to endosome transport; Golgi to vacuole transport; protein transport to vacuole involved in ubiquitin-dependent protein catabolic process via the multivesicular body sorting pathway. The transcript has 5 exons. Gene Ontology annotation, molecular function: ubiquitin binding; phosphatidylinositol binding. The record is from RefSeq and is a predicted model, not a curated record. NCBI's taxonomy places the organism in Eukaryota, Fungi, Basidiomycota, Agaricomycetes, Polyporales, Fomitopsidaceae. The coding region runs from base 1 to 1617 and encodes 538 amino acids.
AUGCUUUCCACAAAUUAUAGGUCCAGCGCAACCCAGACACAGAUCAUCGUGAUGCGGGCAUGUAGCCCUCAUCUGACGGAGCCCAACUAUGCUCUGCAUCUGGAGGUCGCGGAGUACAUCAACCAGAAGAAAGCCAAUACCCCGCGCGAAGCAGCGAUGAUGAUAGCCACGCUCGUCAAUAACCGCAAUCCCCACAUCGCGAUGCUUGCCCUCGCACUCCUAGAGACCCUCGUACAAUCGUGUGGAUACCCCUUUCAUCUGCAAAUAGCCACGAAGGAGUUCCUCAACGAGCUCGUCCGCCGCUUUCCCGAACGCCCGCCGCCGUUCCCGGGCCCCGUCAUGACACGUAUUCUCGACCUGAUCAAUGACUGGAAGGAGGGGAUCGCGUCCGAGUCGCGGUGGAGAGAGGAUCUGGGGAACAUCCGGGACAUGCACCGUCUCCUGACGUUCAAGGGCUACCGCUUCCGCGACCGACCACGUCAGCCGCCCAUUGCCUCUGCCUCCUCACUGAAAACUGCCGACGAGCUCGAGGCGGAGGACCGCGAGGCACAGGAGGCGAAGUUGCAGGAGCUCAUCCGGAGAGGGACGCCGCGGGACCUGGCGGCGGCGCAGGAGCUGAUGAAGACGCUCGCAGGCGCAAACCCCGACGCGAAGCCGGACUACCGCUCGCAGGCCUUGACAGAACUCUCAAAGCUCGAGAGCAAGGUGAUCCUGCUCAACGAGCUCCUAGAGAACGUGGACACGGGGCGGGGCGAGCAGUUUGCGCAGGGCGAUGUAUACGAUCAAGUUGCGUCCAUCCUCACGGCCGCACGCCCAAAGAUCCAGGGCUGGAUCUCCAACGCAGAGACGGACGACCCCGAGUCGCUCAACACGUUCCUGCAGAUCAACGACCAGCUGAACGCGGUCCUCAACCGGUACGACUCGUACAAGAAGGGUGACUUCACGGCCGCGGCGAACCCCAUCCCACCAGAGGUCACGGCCGCGUCGCAGAACGACUCGCUCAUCGACUUCGACGACGGACCAUCGUCCGCGCCAGCACAGCCCGGCCAGCAGCAGCCACCACUGGACGAUCUCGCGAGUCUUUUUGGACCGACCGCCCAGACACAUUUCCAGACACAGCCUCAGCAGCCGAUGAUGAGCGGGAUGAGUGGGAUGGGCGCUGGUAUGCACAUGGGGUCCGGGAUGGGCUCGAGCAUGGGUAUGGGCAUGGGAGCGGGGAUGGGUAUGGGGAGCGGAAUGGGUAUGGGCAUGGGCUCACGCAUGGGUAUGGGUAUGGGCUCGCAAAGCGGCUCGAGCUCACCAAUGGCCGCACCAUCACCCUCGAAUGGCUUCUCGAACGGCAUGGGCAUCGGUGCGGGCACGCCGCCGACGCUCAACCUCGCCGCGCCUUGGCAGCAUCCGCCUGGGCACGCCCAGCAGCCGUCGACGCCGAACUACUUCGCGGGCGCACAGUCGAUACAGCCGCAACAGACGCAUCAGCCGAUCCAACCACAGCAGCAGCAACACCAGACGGGCAGGUACCAGCAGCAACCGGGGACACCGGGCAGCGCUGCGCCGGCGAAUGGGGCGCAACAAGGCGGGAAGGACCCAUUCGCGGACCUUGUGGGGCUGUUCUGA